UGAAAUAACUGAUGAUUGUGCUAAAACCGAUGGUUUCAAAUAAAAACACGAACUGGUGGAGGAUGCCCAUACCUUGAUCCAGGUGUUGGAUAUCGCCAUUAAUCCUCUUCUGUCUUUUUCCUUCCAACAAAAUUUAUUCUGAGAGAGAGAGACAGAGCAAAGAGAUCUUAUCUAAGGAAGGUCACUGCCAUCAACACACACGGCGAAGGAGGAACGCAGUACAGUACAAGACACCCGCACACCAAAACGCAGAUUUCCCCAGUCUCCCUUAUUUCCCAGACUCCCUCCUCGGAGGAUACUGUAGUGUUUAAUUAGGAUUUUUUUUUCAUCUACUUGCAGGUGUUGUGCUGUAUUCAGCUAUGGAGGAUAUGCCUUAACAGUUGUUCUUUUAUCUUUCAUCCGCUGUUUGGUUCGCAUCCGAUUAUGCACAAAUAGUAGUAUCGGUGUAGUUUCUUGAGAUAAUCUGGUGUCUGAAUAAAGCAUGAAUCACUAUGUUCCAGAUUUCGAAAUGGACGAUGAUUACUCUAUCGCCUCUACUUCAGCCUUGGCUAGCCCCAAAAGAUCAGCAGCCAUGCCUGAGGACGAGAUCAUGGAACUGUUAUGGCAAAACGGCCAAGUGGUUAUGCAGAGCCAAACGCACAAGUCUCACAAGAAAUCUCAACCGUCCAAAUUUGACAAUGCGGUGAUCCCCGCCGAGACUUCGACGGCACGGGAGACUCGAUCACCGCAAGAGGAACAGCAACACCACCACCUAUUUAUGCAAGAGGACGAGAUGGCCGCUUGGCUCCAUUAUCCUCUCCAUGAUUCAAAUUUUAACCAAGAUUUCUGCACGGAUCUACUCUACUCAACCACUUGCGUCACCGGCUCUGCCAAUACUACACCCGUCGCAGUAGGCACAAAUCAGAAUCCAGAGCCGAGGCCGCAGCAGAUGGCGACUGCUGCACCGCAGCGGCCGCCUGUACCACCUGCGCGUAGGACGGAGGUACAGAAUUUUUCUCUCUUCUCGAGGCAUAAACGUACGAGGACGGUUGAUGAGACAGUUGCAUCAGCGGUGGAAUCGCCGGGACCGUCCUGUUCGAAGCAGACGGUUAUGAGGGAAACGACGAUAGUGAACUCGAGCGACACGCCUGAGGCAAGCCACAAACCUAGGGCACCGGAGGUGGCUAGGAGUUCGUUAGACGAGUACGACGGCAACUAUAGGGCCGAGUUCAUGAGCGGGGCCAAACUAGCGGUAUAUCCCUUUGCUCUUGGCGGUGGAAAUACCGACACUAGAGACAAGAUUGUAACGAGUGCCGAGAUCACCGUAACGUCGUCUCCGAGUGGCUCAACCACCAGUGUCGAGUUACCACCUCUGAAGUCGGCGGAGGACCGGAAGCGAAAAGGGAGAGACGGCGAAGAGGCCGAGUGCGGUCAAAGCGAGGAUGCUGAGUUUGAAUCUGUUCACGGAAAGAAGCAAGCUCGUGGAUCAACUUCUACAAAGCGAUCUCGUGCUACAGAGGUUCACAACCUUUCAGAAAGGAGACGUCGAGACAGGAUAAAUGAAAAGAUGAGGGCUUUGCAAGAACUCAUACCACGUUGCAACAAGUCGGACAAGGCUUCUAUGUUGGAUGAUGCAAUUGAGUACUUAAAAUCUCUUCAGUUGCAAGUGCAGAUGAUGUCCAUGGGUUGUGGCAUGGUUCCAAUGAUAUUUCCUGGUGUCCAGCAGUAUAUGCCGCCAAUGGGGAUGGGUAUUGGGAUGGGCAUGGGCAUGGGCAUGGCUAUCAACCGACCAUUGAUGCCAUUUCCUGGUGUUUUAGCUGGUUCUGCCUUCCCAACACCGGCUGCAGCAGCUCAUUUAGGUCCAGGGUUCCCCAUGCCAGCCUUUCAUGUGCCUCAUGUCCCUACUCCUGAUCCAUCCAGAGUUCAAGCAGCCAAUCCCUCAGAUCCUAAUCCUAUGCUAAACCCACUAGGCACACAGCAGAUGAAUACGCCACAGAUUCCCAACUUUUCCGAUCCUUAUCAACAGUACCUUGGUCUACAACCUAUGCACUUACCAGUACCACAGAAUCAAGCAAUGGCUGAACCAAGUACCAGCAAGCCAAGCACUAGCAGAGGAGGUGAAAACCUUGAAGGUCACCAUUCAGGGUCGUGAAGCAUGGAUUGUGGAAUCCCAGCUUCUCAAGAUCUGCAAGUUCCAGCAGUCUGAUGUUGUUGUAUGGUAAGGGGUGGCCUCUCUUCUAUAAAGCUCUCUGGAACGUUGCUGUUUCUUCACAUGGAAGGAUUGAUCUUUAUCCAAUCAAAAUGACUAUAUAUAUAUAUAUAUAUAGCUAAUGAUGGAGCUUCCAGUGCAAUGACGGUACAAGUUUUGGGCUGAUUGCUAUUGAGGGUCUUGCCCAUAAAGUUUUGCAGCGGACGAGAUCUCUACAGCGGCUCGUCAACACAAAAUCGUAACACUGACACAACUAACAUGUAAUGAUUACAACCCCAUAGAUAUGUGGCCUUUUAUUAGAAUUUUUUUUUUCGUCGUAUCGUUUUAUUUAUUUUAACUGUGAAAAUAAACCCACUGUUAAUGCUUUGAAGGUUUUAUUAUGAACCUAAUGAAGAAUAAUACAAGUAGGCUAGAUAAAGUGAA
This is a messenger RNA of Tripterygium wilfordii, 2611 nucleotides long. Its product is annotated as transcription factor PIF1-like. The transcript has 9 exons. The coding region runs from base 482 to 2131 and encodes 549 amino acids. The record is from RefSeq and is a predicted model, not a curated record. Gene Ontology annotation, molecular function: DNA-binding transcription factor activity; protein dimerization activity. Gene Ontology annotation, biological process: regulation of DNA-templated transcription. NCBI's taxonomy places the organism in Eukaryota, Viridiplantae, Streptophyta, Magnoliopsida, Celastrales, Celastraceae.